UUGAGGGGCUCCUAGCCUUAAACCCCUCCUCUGACCUCGAAAAACCCUAUCUGAGAAAAAUUCACGCUUUCACUCGCAGUCUCAAAUGGCUUGCUUAAUCCGAACCGCUCAAAGAACCCUAGUUCAUGGGCUUCACCGCCACGACAUUUCCCUCCAAUCGCGGAAUGCCAUCUCAGCUUUUCUCUUCCAAGCCAGACUAUGUGCUUCGGAGCCAAUUGCCAAAUCGCCCUUCGAAGCUAACAUCCUCAGAAUCCUCCGUACCGAGAUCGAGUACCAGUCCGAGUACGCUCCUCCCCAUCAGCCUGUAACGAAAUUCAAUUCGUUUACGGUGGAAGAUCGACCGGGUGAGCAGUGGAUCACGAUGAGAGGGAAAUUUGGAGACGCUGAGAGUAUCAAAAUAGAGGCCACUAUGUUUGAUGGGUGCGUACCUGUUCCUAGGCUUGGAGAUGACAGCUCUGGAGUAGAUAUGCGCCUUCACCUUAGCUUGCUUGUUGAUAUCUCCAGGGACGAUUGUGGUGAUGAAUUGGAGUUUUUGUGCUCCGCUUGGCCAGAUUUGUUGGAGGUUCAGAAAGUUUAUAUGCUUAGGCGUGAUCGAAUGCUGGCUAGGCCUUACAUGGGACCUGAUUUUAGGAAAUUGGAUGCUAAGAUUCAGAAGGCGCUAAAGGAGUACUUAGAGGCAAGGGGGGUAAACGAUGAACUCUCUGUUUUCUUGCACGAGUAUAUGAUGAACAAGGAUAGAACUGAACUUAUCCAAUGGUUUGGAAAUGUCAAGAAUUCUGUGGAGAAUUAGAAAAGAGUGCUCUUUUUGCUGCAUGCGAGAGAUUCAUUGCGAAGUUUGUUAUUUUGAAUUUGAUUGGAAUGAGGUCUCUGCAGUAGGUAGGCAAUUUUUAUGAUUUGUAUCCAGAAUCAGUUAGAAAAUUUGAGGUUUAUACAGAAUGUAGCAACUCAAAACUGAAAUGUGAAAUUGGAACUAGCAACUAUUUCAGUGCAGCUUCAAGAUGCUUUUCAUUUGUAUAUUUACAUAUAGAAAAUUAUAGGACUCGAGAAAUGGUGAAAUUAUGGGUUCUUUGUACAUGGGUAGUGUCUCCUUUAGCACUUCAAAAAAUGAAGGUAUGCAGUCUUCUUGUUUUUA
Molecule: messenger RNA, 1132 nt
Organism: Alnus glutinosa
Lineage: Eukaryota; Viridiplantae; Streptophyta; Magnoliopsida; Fagales; Betulaceae
Exons: 3
Coding region: 86-790 (234 amino acids)
Cellular component (GO): mitochondrial matrix
Source: RefSeq, a predicted model, not a curated record